Molecule: messenger RNA, 501 nt
Organism: Rubroshorea leprosula
Lineage: Eukaryota; Viridiplantae; Streptophyta; Magnoliopsida; Malvales; Dipterocarpaceae
Source: the annotation of a GenBank genome assembly
UAUAUAUAUUUUUGAACGAGAUGACGGCCAUUCCCCAGCCAGCGGCCUCGCCGGCGGGAUUUGGGGUGGGACAAGGACAACAGACGGUGUUGCAGCAGAACUCCACACGUCUAGUGAACCUGGCGCGGCUUUUGACAUCUUUAAUGCAGCCUCAGGGGGGAUGCCAGGGCGAUUCCUAUCAGCUCUUCAAGCUCUUCGUCUCCCUAGCAAGGUUUUGGUUUGGAGCGUUGAACGGGUGAAAUGGGGUUUAGGGUUCUAGUUCAGAAUUGCAGGUUGGAGGAGUGUGGCCGUACACAAGUGUUAUGGAAAAAGGAUGGUGAAUUAGUUAUUUCUGCUCAUUGACUAAAUUUAUGGAGGCUUAUGCUUGUCGGUAUUCACCAGGGUAGCUAAUUGAAGAGGAAUGGAUAUUAUAAGAUUUUAUGCAGCACUAUAUAUUAUUUUAGUUGUGUAGAUAUUUUGUAUUUAACUAGAUUUCCCUUGAAAUAUACAGAGGUAUUGAUU